GAGUUAAUGAGAAUGUAUGAGGGUGAGAGAGCGUUGAGAAGAGCAAAGCGCGAACGAGAGAUUUGUUCAUUUGUAGCCGUUCCCUUCGAUUGUCGCCUACAGACGUCGAUUGAUAAACGUUUGCAUCUGAAACGAGAAGACAGCGGAGUAUGUCUACCAACACAGAGGGAGAAAAGUAAUCCAUAUUGCGCGCUAUUCGUACAAGGGUGUCAGUCAAUGUGUGGUGGGCCACUCCAAGGCAGACACACUCCUCCAAUGUGUCCUUGUCCAGUCCUUGUGUGAUCUGAUCUGGGACCAGUGGGAUAAAUGAGUGGCCUGGCUGAGGAUCGCAGCGUUGGCACACACCACAAAGCCUACACAGUAGGAUGUCGUGGGUCCGAGGCUUCUUCGUAGUCAAAGUGGACGAACGAAAGACCGCGUGGGGGGAGCGCAAUGGCAGAAAGUCCAACAAGCGGAAGAACGGUUGCUCAGGGUCAUCUCUCUGCAAGCCCCGCUGCAUGAGCUGCCUGCAGGACGCUGAGGACCUGGAUCCCACCCCUCCCACCCCCCAGCACUACCACCGUGGAGGAGGGGGGUCCGGUCCCAGCGGAGGGGGUAACUUUGGGAUGCGCUGUGGCUGGCAAGAGGACCACUAUGGGAAACGGACCGGGGCGGCGGGAGACCUGGGGUUGAAGGCCGUGGAUCUGGGGUUUGAUGACGGAGACCUGACAGGGAGGAAAGGUCCAGGGGAGGAGGAUUUGGGGGAAGGAACGGGGGAGGACGGAGGAACAUGCAAUGCCUUCACAGCCGCGGAGUGCUGGAUGCGCGUCGUACGAGUGUUCCAGUCGAAGAAGUUCACGUCGGCGAAACUGGAACGUCUGUACCAGCGCUACUUCUUCAGGCUCAACCAGAGCUCUCUGACUAUGCUGAUGGGUGUCCUUGUCAUAGUCUGCGGCGUCAUGCUAGCCUUCCACUGUGUCCACGCUCCACCCGACGUAGCCUACGCCUCGGUUCUCUCCGUGGCCAUGGCCCUCUUCCUGUCCAUGAUGGUGGUGUGUAACAGGAACGGCUUCCACCAGGACUACAUGUGGAUUGUCAGCUACUUGGUGAUCGGGGUGCUGCUGGUGGUCCAGGUGUUUGGGGUGUUGAUGGUUGCCCCCCGAAGCGCCUCUGAGGGGAUCUGGUGGUCUGUGUUCUUUAUAUACAUAAUCUAUACGCUGUUGCCAGUGAGGAUGAGAGCUGCAGUGCUGAGUGGAGGGGUACUGUCUACCAUACACCUCAUCACCGCAUGGCAACUCAACCAGGACGAUGUUUUCCUAUGGAAACAGCUGAGUGCCAACGUGUUGAUCUUCCUGUGCACCAACAUGAUAGGUAUCUGUACCCACUACCCCGCUGAGGUAUCGCAGAGACAGGCCUUUCAGGAGACCAGGGGGUACAUCCAGGCCCGGCUCUACCUACAGAGAGAGAAUCAGCAACAGGAGCGCCUGUUGCUGUCGGUGCUGCCGAGGCACGUUGCCAUGGAGAUGAAGGCAGAUAUCAACGCCAAGAAGGAAGAUAUGAUGUUCCACAAGAUCUACAUCCAGAAACAUGACAACGUCAGUAUACUGUUUGCAGACAUCGAAGGAUUCACCAGCCUGGCAUCACAAUGCACCGCACAAGAGUUGGUCAUGACACUGAAUGAACUUUUCGCUCGCUUCGACAAACUAGCUUCGGAGAACCACUGUCUGAGGAUCAAGAUCCUUGGAGACUGCUACUACUGUGUGUCUGGUCUGCCUGAACCCAGGGCCGACCAUGCACACUGCUGUGUGGAGAUGGGAGUGGACAUGAUAGAGGCCAUCUCGCUAGUGAGAGAGGUCACAGGGGUCAAUGUGAACAUGCGUGUGGGUAUCCAUAGCGGCCGGGUCCACUGUGGAGUGCUGGGACUCAGGAAGUGGCAGUUUGACGUAUGGUCCAACGAUGUCACUCUAGCCAAUCACAUGGAGGCAGGGGGUGCGGCAGGGCGUAUCCACAUCACCAAGGCCACCCUACAGUACCUGAAUGGGGACUAUGAGGUGGAGCCGGGGUUCGGAGGGGACAGGAACGCCUAUCUGAAGGAGAACAACAUCGAGACGUUCCUGGUGCUGGGUUGCAGCCAGAAAAGGAAAGAGGAGAAGGCAGCGAUGGCCAAGAGUGCCAUGAUGCAGCGGGUACGUGCCAACUCCACCGAGGGCCUGAUGCCACGCUGGGUACCCGACACAAGGUUCUCCAGGACCAAGGACUCCAAGGUCUUCAGGCAGAUGGGUAUCGAUGAAACAUCCAGACAAGACAACCGCUGUGCCCAAGAGGCCCUGAACCCUGAGGAUGAGGUGGAUGAGUUUCUGGGCCGAGCCAUUGACGCCCGCAGCAUAGACCAACUCCGUAAAGACCACGUCAAGAAGUUCCUCCUCACCUUCCAGACUAAAGACCUGGAGAAGAAGUACUCUAAGAAGGUGGAUGAUCGUUUUGGAGGCUACGUGGCCUGUGGUCUGUUAGUCUUCUGCUUCAUUUGUUUCAUCCAGAUCAUCAUUUUCCCCCACACUCCCCUCAUGCUGGGUCUUUACAUCAGCAUCUUCGUCAUCCUCGUCAACAUCCUCUUCAUCUGUGCCAUCUACUCCUGCAUCAAGCUCUUCCCGGCUGCAUUGCAGACGCUGACUAAGAAGAUCGUCCAGUCUCGUACCAAUAGUACCCUGGUGGGGGUCCUCACCAUCAUACUCCUCUUCAUGUCUGCCUUCGUGAACAUGUUCACCUGUGACAGAGAGGGCCUGGUGGACUGUGUGGUGCGUGAGCGUAACCUGUCCUCCAGUUUGGUGACUCUGUGUCUACUACACAACCUGACACAGUCGGCACAGGACGGACUGACCCUGUGCCCCAGCCAGCCCAUGCCAUGCCACUUCCCUGAGUAUUUCUGCUACAGUGUUCUCCUGACCCUGCUGGCCUGCAGUGUGUUCCUCCACAUCAGCAGUAUAGGCAAGCUGGCCCUUAUGGUGCUGAUCCAGGUCACCUUCCUGCUGCUGGUGGAGUGGCCCCAGGUGGCCCUGUUCGACAACGCGGACCUGCUGCUCACCGCCAACACCCUCUCUUUCACACCUUUGAAUGACUCUCUAGAUUGGUUUCCUAGUUUCAAUGAAACAGUUACAGAGAUGUGCCAGGAGAGUGUGACCAAGGUGUCUCUAAAGGUCAUGACCCCUGUCAUCCUGACGGUGUUCGUCCUGGCUCUGUACCUACACGCUCAGCAGGUUGAGUCCACUGCACGCCUCGACUUCCUGUGGAAGCUGCAGGCUACAGAGGAGAAAGAGGAGAUGGAGGAGCUUCAGGCCUACAACCGCCGCCUCCUCCACAACAUCCUGCCUAAAGACGUGGCCGCACACUUCCUGGCGCGGGAGCGGCGUAACGACGAGCUCUACUACCAGUCCUGUGAGUGUGUGGCCGUCAUGUUCGCCUCCAUCUCCAACUUCUCUGAGUUCUACGUGGAGCUGGAGGCCAACAACGAGGGAGUGGAGUGUCUCAGGCUACUUAACGAGAUCAUCGCCGACUUUGACGAGAUCAUCAGUGAGGACAACUUCCGUCAACUGGAAAAGAUAAAGACCAUCGGUAGUACCUACAUGGCUGCCUCUGGCCUCAACGACUCUACCUACGACCGUGAGGGACGAUCACACAUCCUGGCUCUGGCAGACUAUGCUAUGAGACUCAGGGAACAGAUGAAGUACAUCAACGAACACUCCUUCAAUAACUUCCAGAUGAAGAUAGGUCUCAACAUGGGUCCGGUGGUGGCAGGGGUGAUUGGGGCCAAGAAGCCCCAGUAUGACAUCUGGGGGAACACUGUCAACGUGGCCAGUCGUAUGGACAGCACAGGAGUCCCAGACUGCAUACAGGUGACCACAGACCUGUACCAUGUCCUGGUAAACAAAGGCUACCAGCUGGACCACAGAGGCCUGGUCAAGGUGAAGGGGAAAGGAGAGAUGACCACCUACUUCCUGACCAGCGGUCCCAAUGGUACCAAGGGGAGUUAACGGAUGGCCACGGGACUACCGCUGGCUGCUAAUACAUGAAGAGGAGAGAGAUGGAGAGGGAGAGAGAGCGGGAGAGGGGGGAGUGAGUGUGUAAGAAAAGAGAGCGAGAGGAGGGAGAGAGAUGAGAAAAAGGAAACAGUUCAAAGCCUUGAAGGAAAUGUGUGUGUGUUUGUGUGUGUGUGUGUGUGUGUGUGUGCAAUCAUGUAUUCUUAUACACACUACUUUAGGUUUGGGUCUCAAAUGGCUCCCUGUAUAGGCCUUAGGGCCCUGGUUAAAAUGAGUGCACUGUAUAGGGAAUACAGUGCCAAAUGUGACGCAAACCAGGUAUUUUGUUCUCACUUCAAGGCUUUUGACACGAAGCUACUUGAAAGAUAUAAUGAGUGAAUUAUAGUGAAGACCUAUUGCCUUAGAAGGAAAUUACUGAACAAAAGGCUAUAUUUGUUUUGUUGUGAGCUACACAACAAAUACUUCACAUCCGGAGCUAUUAUUUAUUUUUCACUGAAAUGGAAGGAUUUUUUUGUUGUCAUGAUGACCUUGUAACAAAAGCUACAUAUGUAUUAUAUGAAAUAUUCAAGGAUGAGAAGGAUGACAAUGACCAAAGAACAAAUGUUUUAUUAUGAGGGACUGACUCUACACACAUCAACCUAUUUCUGUUUGAAAUGACUGCAGAAGGAACAACUGAAAUGACUGCGGAUCGAACAACCGCAAACCUGUUGUUUUUUUCAGCUUUUUCUUUCUUAGUCACUUUUGACAACAAGGGCCACGGAAAACAACGUCAUUGUCUUUGAUAGCGGCGAAUACAUUAUUGUUUUUGACUUUGAUAUGCUUGCUAAUACGUAAAGAGAGCUGAGACAUCUUGUAUUUGAUUGUGCACUGUGAACGAAGACAGACCACACACACGCAGAGCAGCCUUGGACUGGAUUUCUGUGUUCCUUUCAGGGCCUCUAUUGUGUGCAGGCUAAUUCUAAUCCACAUAAGGGUGUGGUUUCUCUUUCCUAUGUAUCAUCAAUGACAUUCCCUCUCUAGAUGUAUUUUUUUUUGUUGGUACAAGCCAAAACAGAAACAUUAGUGACGGACAGACAAAUAACUGCAUCGCUACCAUGGUACCGGAGUGAGUGUUUUCAUUGCUGUGAGAUGUUUUAUAUGAAAUAAGUGUGUGCGUGUGAGGCUAAGUGUAUGCUGUUCUUUAUCUUUAAAGGGGCAUAAUUUUUCACUGUGAGGUUUUUAAAGAUUCUGUAUGACAAGUGGGUUUGCAUCCCAAAUGGCACCCUAUUCCCUCUGUAGUGCACUACUUUUGACCAGAGCCCUAUGGGCCCUGGUCAAAAGUAGUGCACUACAGAGGGAAUAGGGUGCCAUUUUAGACGCAGGCGUGCCAAAUUGACGCUGCAAGGCUUACGCGUGUAGUUUUUAUAUGUUAUACUUUGGAGUUGUGUGUUCAUUCCUGAUUUUAUGUUUGUUGAUUUUAUUUAAAUCACCUUUACUUCAGCCCUUUUAUUUUACUGUGAAUAUGAUCACAAUUCCAUUCCAACCAUUCAUGUCUAAAAACCCACAAAUUGAUUUUGGAUUGUGUUUAAAGGAGGUGGUUAUCCACACACGGUGGGCCUACAGUACAACAUGCACAGGAGAAUACACAAAAGUGAUCUGGUUGAACACUAGCUGUUAACUUGAAAUAAGAGGUACAUAUAAUGGCAGUAUCUGUACUCCAUAGUAUUUGACACCAUCCGAUAGUAUUGGUAUUUGGCACAUAGAUGCUCUUUACCCCCCAAAGGAGUAGUUGAAACUCAUCUUAUGAAUGUACAAAAUAUACUGUAUGUCUAUGGUGAAACUACUACUUAUUAUUAUUUUUGUGGUACAAACAUCAUCUGGCUUGUAUUGAAAGAAAUGACCAGAAAACUAGUUUUAAUGGUGCCAAUACAGGCUCCCAGGGAGUAGGUUACAGAAUGUAGGCCCUACCGUGGUGACUUGUGGUCUCUGGCUAUCUAUCUUCUUCCAUCGACCUAUGUCAUGUUCAUUAGGAACGGAAGAAAAUAAGUGAAACAGGGAGGUACUACAGUACCUGAACUUGUCAAAUAAGAAAUGCCUUGUUUAGGUUUUUCGUGGCAAAACGGAUUCCUACUGUGAACACGAGCCUAAUGAACACGAGCGAGCCUGCUGAUCCUGAGCAACCUGUGUGUAGGAAGGAAUGGAUCUCUGAUUGAAGUUGUUUUUUUCAUUUGUUUUCAUCCUUUUCCCAUUAGUUUCUUACUGUAUUUGAGUUGAAAGGCCAACAAAAUACUGUUUGUUUGUUUUUCCAUUCCAAAAAUAACAAUAUAGCAGAAUUGAAUAAAUUAAAUGGUUUGAUUUCCCCUUAAAACGAAAUCAAUACAUUACUGUUUUGUGUUAUUGAUGAUCAUUUAUUUAUUAUAAUGUUACUAUGCAGUGUCUUCCCCUAAUCAAUGUGCAAUCUAGGCCUGUGUUUUUUUUCUGCUGUUUCAUUGCAAUGCACAUUUUAUUAAAAUAAUAUGUUGGAUACGC
This is a messenger RNA of Oncorhynchus mykiss (rainbow trout), 6521 nucleotides long. Its product is annotated as adenylate cyclase type 6. The record is from RefSeq and is a predicted model, not a curated record. Gene Ontology annotation, cellular component: plasma membrane. Gene Ontology annotation, molecular function: adenylate cyclase activity. Gene Ontology annotation, biological process: adenylate cyclase-activating G protein-coupled receptor signaling pathway; cAMP biosynthetic process; intracellular signal transduction. Lineage: Eukaryota; Metazoa; Chordata; Actinopteri; Salmoniformes; Salmonidae.